AAGGCGGAAAAAUGCUGCCGUAGAGUGUCUCUUGUCCGUGUCUGAUGAGGAUAAUGAUAUCGAAAGUUUGGUCGAAGAACUGUUCAUCAGACUAAAGGAGACAAAGAGCAGUCAGGGUUGUUUUUCUCCUCUUGCUAUAAAUACUAAAGACGAGUCAAAGUUUCAAGUCAAAGAGUUCCAAGACCCUGCUGAAAGGUACUAUGCAGCAUUUCCAGCUCUUCCUGGUGAUGGCACCCCACCACAACUAUCCCCGUCAUCUGAUGACAAUAUUUGGCGGAAAAACAGGAAAAGUGGAUCUCUUGCUGGGGAAACAUCUGAGAGUAAAGAAGGAUCUCCUCGGAAUGUAUCUCCUGAACAUGCAGAGGCUUUCACACAAGAAGUCAAAACUGUAGAGAAAUCUCCGGUGGAUUCGAAGUCAUCCACAAAUUCACCAUCAGCACCUGAAAGAAGGAGGCGAUCAGGAAGAGGAGAUUCCAGUCAAAAGAUGUCUCCUAGUGCAGGAGGAAGAAAGAAAAAUAUGAAGGGGAAGAAAGAGAUUGAGGCACAGAGCAAGGCAGUUCGUUUUCUAAGCUGGCCACCACCAGGGCACAUGAAGAAAGAAAAUGGAAAAGUAGAUACUGAGAAACAAGCCAAUCCUGAAGAAACAGAAGAAGAGAAAUACUGCAGUAUGGUUGAGCAGAUGUUGAAAGAAAUGCUAUUAUCAGACAGGAAACAUGUUCAGGCUCCAACAGACCUGCCAAUGUGGGCCUAUUUUCCAGCAGAAGGGUUCACGGAAGGAUGCUUCACAGAAUGGUUUAGAGAAGACAGUCAGAGUCCAGAAUUCACUGAAAAUGAUGAUUGGUACACACAGCCCCUGGAGCAUAUUUUCUACACACCAGUGUCCCAGACAAAACGGCUUUACAAAAGGCACAGCUAUCCACCAAUGCUGAAUUUUGGUGAACAGUUUGAGUGGAACACUAUUCUGUCUUUGAAGAAAACCACAACAGAUUAUAUUUUAUUGGAAGAUGUUUUUGAUCCAAACAAGGACGUUCCAAAAGAAGAUGUUUUGGAGAUUUUGUUGAGCCAUCCACAGGAAGCAGUGUCUGAUGUGGUUGAGCUGAAUGAGGAUUUGCAGUUUAGUGGAGAGCAAGAGAAGGCUAUCAAUAAUGAAGGAGUAGAGUGUUUGUCCGAAGAAAAAGGUAAAGAAGCAAAAGAAGUGGUUAAGGAUCAAGAAGAACGAAUUGUUGAAGAAACCGAUGAAGCCGUAAAGGAAACUGAUGAAACCCCAGCUUGGUAUAACGACGACCUAGCCCCUACUUCCCCAAAUGUUUUAUUUCCUUUUGACGAAUUUGCUAACUUUGCCACCAAUGUAGAUGGGAAGUCCAAGGUUGACUUUAACACCAGUGCCUUGCCACUUACAUUACCAAGUCUUUUCCCCGGUACAGACCCUGACUGCCUUGUCCCAGCCAGUGAUACCAGUAGCACUGUCUCUAGUGUGGAAAAAGGUUAUUUCAGUGACGUUACAGAGACAUCCUUCGUCUUUGACAUGAGCCGACACAGCAGUCCAUUCCCUGACAUGCUGCUCCUGAUGAACUAUGGAGAAGAUGAUGACACAGGCCAGAUGACCACAAGUACUGCUAGUAGCUUGAAAGGGAGUAGGUUGGAGAGUCUGUUUGAAUCUUCUAGACAGGAUCUUCUGGAGAGCAUGGAAAAAAGCGAGGUUCAACAACUUGACUAUUCAGAGGCAAAACCAGAAUUCGAUUUUUGUGCUGAUGAUCUGUUUCUUUAUGGAGCCGAAGAGGAAGAUUGUAUAUUGUAUGGCACCAGAAAUAUGUUCCCAAAUGCUUUUCACAUCCAAUGGAAAUCCUCUAGGAUCAUCAUCAAACACGGAGGAGAAACAAGAUUCUGA
Messenger RNA from Haliotis rubra (blacklip abalone), 1888 nucleotides. RefSeq lists its product as uncharacterized. The record is from RefSeq and is a predicted model, not a curated record. The coding region runs from base 485 to 1888 and encodes 467 amino acids. The transcript has 4 exons. Lineage: Eukaryota; Metazoa; Mollusca; Gastropoda; Lepetellida; Haliotidae.